Messenger RNA from Cercospora beticola, 678 nucleotides. RefSeq lists its product as uncharacterized. The record is from RefSeq and is a predicted model, not a curated record. Lineage: Eukaryota; Fungi; Ascomycota; Dothideomycetes; Mycosphaerellales; Mycosphaerellaceae.
AUGCCCGCCACCGCCGAAAACCCUUCCACCGAUAGCGCGCGGCUUCUGAAGGAACUGGAGGAGAAAGAGUCCGAACUGACUGCCAUGAAGAACGAGAUUACUCGCCUGCGAGAGGCUGUGGGACGACAAAAUGAGGCCAUCGAGCUCUUCAAAGUCCAACAGCAAGUGUACAACUCAGACAUCAGCCCCGACUCGAACCUCAAACGAACCGAGACCGUCCUACGCGAAGAGUGGCUGAUGAGAGACAAAGCGGACGAGGACAUCAACGAAUCACUCGGAGGAGCCAUGGUGAUUGCAUCCGUCAUUGCGGUCUUGCUGUUCUGCUUGGAGACGCUUCUCCCAGAGAAACCGUCCGAAGCGAAAGAUGUCAAGGUCGUGACUGCCCGCAGGUUUGCGCUGAAAGGUAUCGCUCACAACGAGAAGCUUCGCGAGGUGGUCAACAGCUUCUAUCGAGAACUCAAUAAGUUUGGUGGCAAGCAAGUUUGCGAGCCAAAUCUCGAACGGAUCUCGCUGGAGUCGGUCGGAUGGGAGAGCGGGCACGGGGUUCAAAAGAAGCCAGUGCCACUUGCGACAGAGAGCAUUGAUCCAAAGGGACUUCCUUGCAUGUCAGAGAUUUCUAAGUCUAUGGGUGCCGUGGAGCUGAAGGAGAAGGGAUACCGCAAGCAGGGCCGCGAGUAG